AUGGACUUCAAGAGUAAGCAGAAGAAGAAGGUUCUUGUGUCAGACGUGUCGGCAUCCUGCAGGAAUCGUUGCUAUGAGCCGUUGGAUGUGGAUUCAGCCUCGUGUCGUUGUGAUAGUCAGUGUGUGGAGACUCACAGCUGCUGCUUUGACUACCAGGACAUCUGUCUGCUGCCUACUCAGAGCUGGGAGUGCACGGCGCUGCGCUGUGGAGAGAGACGGCUGUCUGGCAGCAGGUGUCACUGUUCUGAGGACUGUAUGAACGCUGGAGACUGCUGCUCCAACUACAACAGCAUCUGUGAGGGAGACACAGAGUGGGUUCAGGAUGAGUGUGUGGACAUGAGCACUGCCAAAUGCCCUGCCAGUUAUAAGAGGCAGCCGCUGCUGUUGGUCUCUCUGGAUGGUUUGAGAGCUGAAUAUCUGCAGUCGUGGCAUACGGUGGUACCAGUGCUGGACAAGAUCAGACGCUGCGGUACAUCGGCACCCUUCAUGCAGGCCGUGUUCCCCAGUAAGACGUUCCCUAACCACUACUCCAUCGCCACAGGUCUGUAUGCCGAAUCACAUGGGCUGGUGGAUAAUAACAUGUACGACCCUGUGUUCGACGCCUCCUUCAGUCUGUCCAACAGUGAGAAAAACAAUCCCAGAUGGUACCAGGGACAACCGAUCUGGAACACGGCCAUGUAUCAGGGGCUGAAAGCGGGAACGUUCUUCUGGCCAGGAUCUGAUGUGGCCAUAAACGGGAGUUUCCCAGAUAUCUACAUGAAUUAUGAUGGGAAGGUCCCAUAUGAGGAGAGGAUCUUCAGUGUUCUGCGCUGGCUGCAGUUACCAGAGGAUAAACGGCCGGAUUUCUUCACAAUCUACCUGGAGGAGCCUGAUAGUUCAGGACACAGUUAUGGACCCGUCAGCGGAGGGCUGAUCUUGGCUCUGCAGGGAGUGGACAGAGUCAUCGGUCAGCUGAUGAACGGCCUCAAACAACUCAACCUUCAUCAGUGUGUCAACAUCAUCAUCGUCGCCGAUCAUGGUAUGGAGGAGACCAGCUGUGAGCGUAAAGAGGCUCUUCAGAAUUUUAUAGGUGAUGUCAGUCAUCUGUACGUCAGUGAAGGGCCUUUUGGACGAAUCAGAGCGAAAAACACAACACACACCUUGGACGCAGCUGGACUCAUAGCAAACAUGUCGUGUAAGCAGCCGGAGCAACAGAUCAAGCCCUACCUGAAACAUCACCUGCCCAAACGUUUCCAUUAUGCCAGCAACAGACGCAUCGAAGAUGUCAGCGUCCUGGUGAACCCGCGCUGGCUCUUUGAGAGUUUGAACGAGUUACUCUGUCUCUCUCAGGCCUCAUUUCUCAGUUUAGGACCAAAAUUCCACUUUCAGACAGAAGUGGAGCCGUUUUCCAACAUUGAGCUGUACAACCUCAUGUGUGACGUGCUGGAAAUCACUCCAUUCCACAAUAACGGGACUCACGGGAGUCUGAACCACCUGCUGCGGAAGUCGGUUUACAGCCCCAGUCACCCGACAGAGCAGAGCGGCCCGGAGCAGUGCCCGAUCACCAGCCUGGAGCCCACACACACACUGGGCUGCAGCUGCACUGCACUGAGUGGAAGUGACAUCAACGCGCGUCUGAAUCUCACUGAUGCUGAAGUGGCUGAGAGUGAGAGGCGACACAUGUUGUUCGGCCGUCCACGGGUUCUGCAGUCUGACGCUAAAUACUGUGUCCUGCAUCAACACGGAUUCAUCACGGCCUACAGCACACUCACCCACACGCCCGUCUGGAGCUCCUUCACUCUCGACAAAACCGCUGAAAGUUCUCCGGUUGUCUCAGAUUGUCUCCGGGCAGACAUCAGAAUUCCAGCCAAUCAGAGCGCGACAUGUGACCAGUUCAACAACGCUGGCAACAUCACACACGUCUUCCUGUUCCCACCCAAUCUGAACCGCACAUCUGAAGAUCAGUUUGAUGCUCUGACACUUGGAAACAUGGUGCCCGUCUUCCUACAGUUCAAGAGACUCUGGCAGUAUUUUCAGGAGGUUCUGCUGCUCAAAUACGCAUCUCAGUAUAACGGUAUUAACGUGGUUACCGGCCCAGUGUAUGACUACAACUUUGAUGGACGCUUUGACUCUCCAGAGCAGAUCCAGGAAUUCGUUGCAGGUUCGUCUAUUCCUGUUCCCACUCAUUAUUUUGUGGUCCUGACGAGCUGUAAGAACGACACACAGACGGUGAGCGAAUGUUCUGCUGAACUUCAGACGGUUUCCUUCCUGCUUCCACACAGGAGCGACAACAUGGAGAGCUGCGCCGACGAUCAGCCGGAGUCUCAGUGGGCGGAGCCUCUCCUGUGGAUGCACCAAUCACGCGUCAGAGAUGUGGAGUGGAUCAGCGGACUGGACUUCUUUCAGGACAGCAAGCGUCCAAUCGCUGAGCUCCUGCGUCUGAAGACCCGCCCCACCGCCGCCAUUCAUCCCAAAGCUUGAGUCUCGAUUGAGUCAAAAUGAGUUUUGAUUUUGUGUUAACAUAUUUAUUUAAUCCUCUUAACGCAUUCAGGUCCAUUUUGACCUAGAAGAGAUGCAUAAAAAUUCCUAAAAAAUGUGUAGUUCUUAGUAAGUGAACAAGCCUUUGCAGAUGCAUUAAGACCCUCAAAAUACACUUCUUCUUUUUUUUUCAGAUUUUUUACAAUUAUGUUUUCAGAGAUUACAUGUUUUGUGUUCGGGUCGUUUUGACCCGAGUAUGUAUGUAGAACUAUUAGUAUCAAAAAUACUUUUUGUAAAAUGAAGUUAUAUUAGUGUCUUUUGUAAAAUAUACAGUAUUUAGUCUUUUCCCCCAUAUCUCACACACUUUUGGACUGAAUUUUGUUGAUGAACAUGAAUAUGUCUAUUGAUGAAACAAUGCAGCAUGAAAAACUGAUCACUUUUUUCAUCUGAAAGUGAAUGUUUUCGCACCUAAAAUUAAUUUAUUUUGCUUG
Molecule: messenger RNA, 2948 nt
Organism: Sinocyclocheilus anshuiensis
Lineage: Eukaryota; Metazoa; Chordata; Actinopteri; Cypriniformes; Cyprinidae
Product: venom phosphodiesterase 1
Exons: 24
Coding region: 1-2460 (819 amino acids)
Biological process (GO): nucleoside triphosphate catabolic process
Molecular function (GO): nucleoside triphosphate diphosphatase activity; nucleic acid binding; metal ion binding
Source: RefSeq, a predicted model, not a curated record